This is a messenger RNA of Talaromyces marneffei, 2169 nucleotides long. RefSeq lists its product as uncharacterized. The transcript has a single exon. The record is from RefSeq and is a predicted model, not a curated record. NCBI's taxonomy places the organism in Eukaryota, Fungi, Ascomycota, Eurotiomycetes, Eurotiales, Trichocomaceae. Bases 1 to 2169 code for a protein of 722 amino acids.
AUGACACACCAUCAACGCCGUGAUCGCCAAAUACCAAAACUACAGACCAUCUUGAAGAUGGUCUUCUCUUCAGAUCAGCCCUCGAUCUCUGCAGGGCAAGAGGUUGAGGUAGUGGACGACUGCGAUGAGCCUCCCGACCAAAACCGUUCACACAAUCUCCCUAAUAAUGACCAAAUAUACAUCAAAUCCCACCCGAUACCCGAAAAGAAGGAAUCAUUGCUUACACGAGCAUUGAAGAGUCCCGAGCUUGGUCCAGUUGACCGUAUCCGAAAAGCUUCUUACCCUACGAGCAACGCUAGCGGUCACUCUACUGCUGAAUUGACUAGCGAUGGCGAUCUCACCAGCCCUACCUACUCGAAUACCUCCAGCCCACCCCACAUAUCAACACUUCAACUUGCUCCCGUCCUGGAGCCAAGGAUAUCUUCACCACCUUCGGAUCCUCGAGAAUCGAAAAUCGAGGCGGACCUCGGGCGCAAGCGUUGUAUCAGCUUUGCCUGUACAGCUCAGCAACCACAACGACCAAAGGAAUCUGAAAAGAAACAAAAGACGCCCGAAGAUAGUGACGCAGCUGACCCACCACAGCGCAAGUCGAGAUUGACUUUUGUUUGUCCUUCACGACAAAGUGAGACUAGACCCACGACCAAGAGAUCUCCACCUUACACCUCUCGUGCAACUCGGUCACCUCCGCCAACCUCGCGCCGCCCUUCUGCCGAAUUGAAACAAGUCGAUGCUGCUCCAGCUCGUGUCGCAGAGCCGGCACCUGUGAAAAAGCCUGGAAGCAUUCACAUGACUGGUCUAGGUGAUUUCAAACCUUCGGAAGAAACUCGCUUCCAUGAAUUUGCAAGUUCUCCUGACGAGGUCGACGGAUGGAUGGUACAAUCUACUGAACAUCAGGGGAAAAUUACUUUGGCCGAUUGCAUGGAGAAAGAAAUGGCUAUCAGAAAAUUAGGAGAAGAAGCCGAGGCUGAAGCUAUUGCUGAAGAAGAGGAAGAGAAUGAAAUGGAAAAUGAAGAUGACGAAGAUGACACCGUAAACCCGGAUGACGAGGAGGACGACACAGUGCACGACUUUUCUUCUGACGACGGCAACGAAUCAGAUAAUGAGGCUGGCUUCGCCGACUCGGACGAUGAGAGUGAUGGCGAUUCCGAAUACGAAUUCUGGGCACCCUCAACAACUACCGCAGCGACAAGUGCUGACAAUCUCGAUAUCGUGCGUCUAGCUGCUGACCGUCGCAAUUCUAAUAUAUCGAUCGACUCUUUGAAACACGAAUACAGCCGACCUCCAUCAUCAAUGGCAGGGUCCAGGAAGAGUCGCCGCCCGAUCAACAUCCCUCGAGCCCAGACUCCAGACUUGCCGGAUAGCACUGAUUUCGUGUGUGGAACACUUGAUGAGGACCGUCCACUAGAGGCGGCAUACAUAUCAUGCAUUGAAGAACGACGUCGCAAAAAACACAUUCCUGUCCCCCAGGACAUUGACCCUAGCUUUCCGACCACGGACCCUGAGGACAAUGACGAUGACAUAGAAGAGAACGAGGACCAAGACGAGGAUGGCGAUGUGGCGGCUGCUGCUCGUAUAGAAGAGGAUCUUUUACGCGGCAGAUCCAAGGGAACAUUGAAAAAGACAUCACGAACGUCUCCUCGACGUGUUCAUUCUCCGGCUCCACGUGCACAUGGACAUGUUUCGCCUAAGCGCAUGAAAUCCCCUGCUCCUAAAGCUCGACAUGCGCUAGCUGCUGGGCUGCCUACAAUUGCCAUUCCAGUACCCAGGACAGGCGUCAACAUUACCGGUCCCGUGCAGCGUCCUCAUUACACCCGAACGAAGUCGCUACCUCGCACUCCGAACCCAUUCUUCAAAGGCUUAGAAGAAUCGAGGCUGUCCGGUCAACACGUAUCUCCAGGAACCUCUGUUGACGGACCAGUCUCCCGCAGUCGGGAGCUGCAUACGCGCGGACCUAUUGAUAUCAUUCAAGGGCUGGAGCGCAAACGACAGAAACGAAAAGAAAAAUUCUGGCGCCAGCAUUGCCGCAAAGCCGCUGCCAAAGAACAGUCGGAACGACGUGCAGCGCGCGGCAAAGGCGCAGAACGCAUGAAAGAGCUCGGUCUUGAAGUGGCCGAGCGAUUUAAAGCAUACGGCGUUGGCCAAGAUACCCAAUUGAUGCUGUCUGUUUGA